CAAUAAUUACGAGGCGUGUUCAAGUUGCAAGUUAAUUCCAUCAACCCCUGGCUUGUCCUGAUCGCAAGCACGUGCUGAUGGCCUGUUUCGGCCGAAAUUCAAAUUUCGAGUUCUUUUCCAGUCGACGCGAUGAUUGGCCUCAAGAGCACUCUCAAUGUGAUAGACAACUCGGGGGCUCUCAUUGUAGAAUGCGUCAAUGUCCUGAAAAACAAAGUCAACAACGGAUGGGGAUCUGUCGGUGACGAGAUCGUUUGUGUCGUCCAGAGUGCGCGGCCAGUCACUGCAGCGGCGCAGGCGUCUUUGACUGCUAUCAAAGUCCGAAGAGGAGACGUACGGCGCGCCGUUAUCGUACGCACAAGAAAACCGGUGCGACGACCAGACGGUCGGAUCGUUCGCUUCGACGACAAUGCCGCAGUCCUAUUAAACAACAAGAGGGAAAUGCUGGGAACACGUAUUGGUGGCGUCGUGAGCGCGGACCUACGGAUGAAGGGGUGGGGUAAAAUCGUCAGUCUAGCACCUAGGGUUGUGUAGUGUUCUUGUAAUGUCACAUUAUCAUUGGAUUAAACAAGAAUUGCAGGCUUCUAUGUAUAUUCCAUGAAGCAGAGGCUCGAUA
Desarmillaria tabescens is the source of this 613-nucleotide messenger RNA. RefSeq names its product ribosomal protein L14b/L23e. Lineage: Eukaryota; Fungi; Basidiomycota; Agaricomycetes; Agaricales; Physalacriaceae. The coding region runs from base 130 to 531 and encodes 133 amino acids. The record is from RefSeq and is a predicted model, not a curated record. Gene Ontology annotation, biological process: translation. Gene Ontology annotation, cellular component: mitochondrial large ribosomal subunit; ribosome. Gene Ontology annotation, molecular function: large ribosomal subunit rRNA binding; structural constituent of ribosome. The transcript has 3 exons.